AUGAAGUGGAGCCAGGGCCUGUUCCUUGCCGUCUGCCUGGUACAGCAGGCAGCCCUGGGUGCCUGGCACAUCCAGAAACCUCUAGUGGUCACCAAAUAUGGGACCCUCCGAGGGAAGCAGGUGUACGUGUACAGGACGCCCAUCCAUGUCUUCCUCGGAGUUCCUUUCUCCAAACCUCCUGUGGGAGCCCGCAGAUUUGCACCCCCAGAACCUCCAGAGCCUUGGAAAGGAACCAGAUACGCCACCACUGACCCGCCUUCGUGCCUUCAGGAGUCCUGGGGCCAGCUAGCCUCCAUAUACUUUAACACACGGAAGCGAUACAAGUGGCUGCGCUUCAGCGAGGACUGUCUGUACCUGAAUGUGUACGCGCCGCUGCGCGCGCCCGGGGACCCUCUGUGGCCUGUGAUGGUCUGGUUCCCCGGAGGCGCCUUCCUCGUGGGCUCUGCUAGCACGUACGAGGGCUCAGAGCUGGCGGCCCGUGAGAAAGUGGUGCUGGUGUUCCUGCAGCACAGACUGGGGAUCCUGGGCUUCCUAAGCACGGGUGACAACCAGGCCCGUGGAAACUGGGCAUUGCUGGACCAGCUGGCGGCUCUGAUGUGGGUGAAGGAGAACAUUGAGGCAUUUGGCGGAGACCCAAACAGCGUGACUCUGUUUGGCCAGUCGUCAGGGGCGAUUAGCAUCUCGGGACUGAUGAUGUCACCCCUAGCCCAGGGCCUCUUCCAUCGGGCCAUUUCCCAGAGCGGCACCGCCUUAAUGAAAGUCUUCAUCACUUACAAUCCAUGGAAGGUGGCCAAGAAGGUUGCCCACUUGGCUGGCUGCAGCCAAGACAGCUCACAGAUCCUCGUGGACUGCCUGAGGGCCCUGCCCGGGGCUAAACUGAUGCGUGUGUCCAAGAGGAUGAGAUUCUUCCACGUGAACAUCUGCAAAGACCCUCAAGAGAUGACGUGGAUCAUGGGUGCUGUGGUGGACGGCGUGGUGUUCCCAGAUGACCCUGAGGUGCUCUUGUCCAGGGGACAGGUUUUACCUGUGCCCUACCUUCUAGGUGUCAACAGCCGGGAGUUCAGAUGGCUCUUGCCUUUUAUCCUAAGGUUCCCGCUAAACCGGAAUCUAAUGAGAAAGAAAUUCCUCACCAAGCUCCUGUGGAACACCAGCAGCCUGUUGAACGUGACGAAGGAGCAGAUACCUCGGGCCAUGGAGGAGUACCUGCGACACGACAGACAUAACUGGAAGAAGUACCGGGACCACGUGAUGGACUUGGCUGGUGAUGCCACCUUUGUCUACUGUGCACUGGAGACUGCCCGCCACCACCGGGAUGCCGGCCACCCUGUCUACCUGUACGAGUUUGAACACCAAACCCCCUCUAUCGUCAUCAUCAAACCCUGCACCGAUGGGGCCGACCAUGGGGAUGAGAUUCGCUUUGUCUUCGGAACUCCUUUCUUCAAAGGACCAUCCACAGCGGCAGCGAAGACUCUCAGCUUCCGAAUCAUGAGAUACUGGGCCAACUUUGCCCGCACAGGAAAUCCCAAUGAUGGGACGGUGCCCUACUGGCCGCAGUUUGACAAGAAGGAGCAGUACCUGCGGCUGGACUUCAACGUAAGGGUAGGGGAGAAGCUCAGGCAGGAGAAGAUGGCCUUCUGGGUCAGGAUGCGCCAACCUCAGCGCCCCAGGAAGCAUGGACAGUCCUGAGAGCGGCUGUGAAGGAGGA
Ochotona curzoniae (black-lipped pika) is the source of this 1705-nucleotide messenger RNA. RefSeq names its product carboxylesterase 4A-like. The transcript has 14 exons. Lineage: Eukaryota; Metazoa; Chordata; Mammalia; Lagomorpha; Ochotonidae. The record is from RefSeq and is a predicted model, not a curated record. The coding region runs from base 1 to 1686 and encodes 561 amino acids.